Messenger RNA from Gongylonema pulchrum, 309 nucleotides. Lineage: Eukaryota; Metazoa; Nematoda; Chromadorea; Rhabditida; Gongylonematidae. The record is from the annotation of a GenBank genome assembly.
AUGACAGCACCGUUCACAGCAACUGAAAAAGUUGCGAUUGAAAUUUCAGCAGCUUUGGCUGGAGAAAUAUCGGACGUGGAUGACAAUGGGGAGGAGCAGGCUGGUCGCAAGAUGCCAAUUAGCAAACCACCGCGAGGUUAUGGUGACAUGCGUACCAGCGCACUGCUUGGCAAGCGCACGAUGUCGCGGGAUGAAUCUCAACUAAAAAAAUCUAGCCAAUCGAAAGCAAGGAUUACACGUUAUCCCACUGCAAAGCCUUUGGCUCUCAAUAUACUUUACAAGGUUCCUUAUUUGGACAUGAGCAAAUAA